Molecule: messenger RNA, 2252 nt
Organism: Chara braunii
Lineage: Eukaryota; Viridiplantae; Streptophyta; Charophyceae; Charales; Characeae
Source: the annotation of a GenBank genome assembly
GCAGGCUGAUGAAUGUAUGGCUGGUGUACCUGGUCAGCAAUAGCCAUAAGGAAUGGUCGGAAUGGAUACUAGCUGUGGAUUUGAUUUCAGCAAUAGCCAUGAGGAAUGUAUAGCUGUGGAUAUGAUUCUGUGCUGGUUGAUGACGAUUUUGGCAUUCUCGGCCGGGGCAGCAGCGCUGGGCCUAAUCCGGUUUUUCGACAAGGGGUUAUUUGGUAUAGGCUCGCUUCUCCUGCGAGGGCCCUGCAUGGGAGCAGGUCUUGGCCAUUGGUGCUCUCGCAUCAAGACAGCUGCCUCCUUUAUGAUAAUCUUGGGCAUGUUCUACAUUUUUUCUAACAUCUGGAUGGCCAUGAAGUCUGUCAUUUCUCGAUACGAAGGCUUGGCAUAGACAGUCAACGUUGGAAACUGACCCCUUUAAAAGGGGGGUGUAGGGGAUGUAGUUGGAGAAAUUUGAACACCCCCUGGCAGGUGAAAUGAGCGAAAACUGACCCCUUUAUAGGGUAGUGGAGAAAUUUUAACACCCCCUGGCAGGUGGUGAAAUGAAGAGAUUUGAACUCCCCCUGGCAGGUGAAUUGAGCGACUCCCUGGGGAAACAAGAAGCAGAGCAGUGCACGAUGCUACAUUGGGCUGUCUACUAUCUUCACCUGAAUACAAUUACAAUGUACCAUCAUUUUCGCUGCAUCUGGACUGCAAGCUGGGCCAAAUAUGGAUUACAAUGACCGUACAUUCGGUACGUUCGCGGGAAGGAUGGGGCUUUUUUUAGACGAUGGGCAAGUCUAUGAUAGAGGCAUUAUUAGACUCUACCUAGCACCAAAAAAAUAGCCCAGAACAGAGACGCAAAAUGGCCUCUUCUAGUCACUGAUUUACAGAUCGAGAGACGGGAAAACUCAAAAUUUGUUUGUUAGGUUAAUGGAAUCGCUGUUUAUUAUAGCUAAUAGCUGUUUUUUGAAUUUUCAAUUUUGAGUGACUUUCAGAGCAAGUAGAGCUAUAAUGAUAAUGACAACCAUGGCCCUCUAUUGUGGAGAGGGUGGUUGAAGAACUCAAAGGGAAGGAGAGUCCCCAGCAGCACUGCUCUGUGCUUGCCAGUUCGCAGCAUGUCCCCUCCUCUUCUAGUGGGGUCACUCUUCUAGUGGGGUCACUCUUCUAGUGGGUUGACCAUGUUGAAACUGUCUUUGUUGAGUGUACCAUGUGGAUUGUCUUUGUACUAUAUCAAGUGUGGGUGUGGAGUCGAUUGAAAGCUCUUCAUCCUCUACCUGAGACUAUGUAGAGACUAUGUAGAGACUAUGUAGAGACUAUGUAGAGACUAUGCAGAGACUAGGAGAGUCGAUUGAAAGCUCUUCAUUCUCUAGCCGAGACGAUGUAGAGAGUAAUGCAGAGACAAGGAGAAACCUCUUCGUUCUCUACCUGAGACUAUGUAGAGACUAUGCAGAGGCGAGGGUCGUUCCAACUCUGGCGAGCCUGGCUGUUCGCAGAGACUAUGUAGAGAACAAUAGAGGGGGAAAGUAUGGGUGUGGAGUUGAUUGUAUCAGAGACUCAGAGACUACGACUCAGAGACUAUGUAGUCAGAGACUAUGACUCAGAGACUAUGUAGAUACUAUGCAGAGACUACGAGAGAGUAUGUGGGGGCUAUAGAGGAUAUAAGUAUGGGCGUGGAGGAGUCGAUUGAAGCUCUUCAUUCUCUACUUGAGAUGAUGUAGAGAGUAAUGCAGAGACAAGGAGAAACCUCUUCAUUCUCUACCUGAGACUAUGCAGAGGCUAGGGCCAGAGUAUGUAGAGAACAUAAGAGGGGGAAAGUAUGUGUGUGGAGUCUAUUGUAUCAGAGACUCAGAGACUAUGUAGAUACUAUGCAGAGACUACAAGAGACUAUGUGGGGGCUAUAGAGGAUUCAAGUAUGGGCGUGAAGAGUCUAUCGAACUCAGAGACUAUGGUCAGAGACUCAGAGACUACGUAGAGACUAUACUCUAUCAGAGACUCAGAGACUAUGUAGAGACUAUCCUAACAGAGACUAUGUAGAGACUAUCCUAACAGAGACUAUGUAACAUACACUCAGAGACUAUGUAGAGACUAUCCAGAGACUAGGGUCAGAGACUAUAAUGAGACUACGCAGACACAUGCAAGUUCUUUGAUGAGAGACGCAGACACUAUGUGGAGACUAUGCAGAGACAAUGAUGUAGAGCUUAUGUAGAGACCAUGUAGAAGCAUAGUAUACCUCUGUGUCAGACUCAAGACUAUGUGAAGACUAUGUAGAAGCGUAG